AUCAUUCUUUCUCAGCCCAACUUAUUAUCUUGCAGAGUUGAUGUUGGGCGGGGGGGAGAUAGGCGGAUGCGGUAUUCGGUUUCAGUCUAACUACAGGAUGGCACUGAAUAUGAUCCAGGAUGUCAAGAUAUCUCUGCUGUUUACUCCAGAACCACCUCUCACUCCUGUGUUGAAUCUCACUUGGGAUUUCCAAAACCUUAGCACUUUAGCAGGGGAUACACCAAGACGUUGUUUAGACCUGUCCAAUCUCAGCAGCGGAGAAGAGGAAAUUGCUUUCACCUUCAGCCAGCCCCCAGAAGCACUGGAGAUUGAUAAAAAUAACUUAACAGAAUUCCAGGAUCAGCUCAGAGACUCAAGGAAGCAGUGUGUGCAGUUGUUCCAGCCUGAGGUAUUGUGCAGCACACCAAGUUACCUCCAGCAAAUUAGCGGGAACAUUCGUUGUCCUUCAAUGAACAAGAUAAAUAAAGCAGAGGAUUUCAUGGACUGUGAGAUGAAAUCUCUUGGCAGCCUAAUAGAUGUUUCAGGAGUCCCAGAAGCCUUGGAUAGCUUUUCUGAUGAGCUCUGUUCCAGUAAAAAGGAAGAAACGAAGAUGUCCCUUUCUAGCAUGGCUGCCUUGUUGUCUGGACCACUCCGUGCUCAGGAUAUCAAUAUCAGUGAGCAGGUCUCCAUGAAAAAGAGCUGCCUCUUCCGAUCUCCAUCUCUGCCAGCAAAACUAAGCAGACCUGCAUCAAAGAGGACAGUGAAAGGCUAUGAUGAUGAAACUCCAGCUAAGGUGACAUGGAAGUGCAGCCCAAUCCAAGAAGGGCCAGAAGGGGUUAUGCUUUUGAAGAAAACAGCCUCCCUGUCUGACAUCGAAAUCAUCAGAGCCCUUGAUCAAGACCAUGGCUUCAGGCAGUUAAUUGGUGAUUUCUCUAGCGUCUAUGCAUUGCCAACAGUCACAGGAAGGCAUUCAGAUCUGAGAUAUAUCACUGCAGAUACUGUGGUAGCACUGCUCCACAAUCAAUUUCAAAGCCUUGUAGAGAAGUUCUACAUUAUUGACUGCCGCUAUCCCUAUGAAUAUCAUGGGGGCCACAUCAAGGGGGCCUUGAAUAUUCACAGACAAGUUGACUUAUUUGAACAUUUCCUGAGGAAGCCUCUGCUUCCAUCAUCACCUCAGAAGCGCCUCUUCCUUGUAUUCCAUUGUGAAUUUUCUUCUGAAAGGGGUCCCAAAAUGUGUCGUUACCUGAGAGAGGAAGACCGAGCCAUGAAUGAAUAUCCUGCCCUGCACUACCCUGAACUUUAUGUCCUCCAAGGUGGCUACAAGGAGUUCUUUCUAGAAAACAAGGAGCUAUGUGAGCCACAGAGUUACUGUCCUAUGGAUCACCAGGAUUUCAAGGCAGAGAUGGCCAAGUUCCAUGUUAAAAGCAAGACCUGGGCAGGGGAAAGGAGGCGCAGAGAUCACAUUGUUCGUCUCAUGAAGCUAUGAGUUCAGGGUCAGUAGCCAGGAGGGGACGGCCUCCAAGAGAGUUCCUUGGCCAAAGGAAAAGCUGCAGCAUCUGUAAAAUGUGCUGAAAGACUAAGAAAGUUGCUUCUCAGGACUAAGCUGCCCUGGCAGUGGUUACAAUGAGGAGAGCUCAGAAAUGCUGAGACCCCUGGUUUGAAAGCGUUGUGGCCAAGUGCGGACAUUCCUAAUGGAACACCCUCAAUAGAAGUGGCAAUGGCCCCUAUGAGAAGCAAUGCCUAGACUCUCUCCUAAAUCAGCAGGCUGAGCUGCCCUGUAAUCCAGACUUUAAGCUAGUUUUCAGAGGGAGACUUAAUUCCUUUUAAAUAUUAAAAGUUUUUGCCCAGUGAGCACCUUAUUUCAAUGGAAGAAUAAACUGUUAUGGAAGAUUAUCAAAUGUUGAACCCUGUAUCCAGUCUUGUAUGCAUAUGUAAGUAAUAGCCUGUAGUAGCUGAAAAAUUAAACACUCAUAUGGAAUGGUACCAUCCAGGUGAGAAGAAAAAGCAUGAGGGAGUCAUUUCAUACUUGUUUUCUUUUAAGGGGGUAUCUUCUUCUUCUUCUGAAUAUCUUAGCGAUGAGUGAUUUGGUAUAGAAAAGUAUAAUAAGCUACUAUGGCCCAUACCUUUGCAUCUUGAAAAUUUGCCAUUCCAGGUGAAUCAUUUCUUUUUGGCAAUUAUGAAAAAAAAUGUUUUUUAAUGAUAGCAUACACGAGCA
Messenger RNA from Thamnophis sirtalis, 2194 nucleotides. The record is from RefSeq and is a predicted model, not a curated record. NCBI's taxonomy places the organism in Eukaryota, Metazoa, Chordata, Lepidosauria, Squamata, Natricidae.